Molecule: messenger RNA, 1598 nt
Organism: Equus quagga
Lineage: Eukaryota; Metazoa; Chordata; Mammalia; Perissodactyla; Equidae
Product: cytochrome c oxidase assembly protein COX11, mitochondrial
Exons: 4
Coding region: 66-956 (296 amino acids)
Cellular component (GO): mitochondrial inner membrane
Molecular function (GO): copper ion binding
Source: RefSeq, a predicted model, not a curated record
CAAACGCGGCCACCUGAGGAGCCAGGUAGCCAAGGCAGCGGCAGGCUCAACUCAGAUAUCGCGAGAUGCAGGAGGCCUCGCGAGAUCGGACCUCUCGUUCUGACGGGCGGGCGUUCUUGCCGGCCGGUAUGGGAGGGCUUUGGCGUCCGGGCUUGAGGCCCGUCGUUUUCUGUGGCUGGCGCUGGAGCCACCCUGGGUCCCCGACUCGGGUAGCGGAGAGGGUAGAGCCGUGUCUCAGGCCGGGCAGGAGUGGGACAGGAGGUGCUGAGACGGGGCUGAGGCGGCUUGGGACAUGGAAGCCCCCGAGUCUGGCUGGAGAACUGACCGUGCAGCCGCCGCGGCGGCCGAAGAGCACGAACCCGUACACGCGCGCGCAGGAGGAGGACUGGCGGCGGCGGAACAAGACCGUCCUCACGUACGUGGCCGCGGCCGCCGUCGGCAUGCUGGGCGCGUCCUACGCCGCCGUGCCCCUCUAUCGGCUCUAUUGCCAGACUACUGGACUUGGAGGAUCAGCAGUAGCAGGGCAUGCAUCAGACCAGAUUGAAAACAUGGUGCCUGUUAAGGAUCGCAUCAUCAAAGUCACGUUUAAUGCAGAUGUGCACGCAAGCCUCCAGUGGAACUUUAGACCUCAGCAGACAGAAAUAUAUGUAGUGCCAGGAGAGACUGCACUGGCGUUUUAUAAAGCUAAGAAUCCUACUGACAAGCCAGUAAUCGGAAUUUCCACGUACAAUGUUGUCCCGUUUGAAGCUGGACAGUAUUUCAAUAAAAUACAGUGCUUCUGUUUUGAAGAACAAAGGCUUAAUCCACAAGAGGAAGUAGAUAUGCCAGUGUUUUUCUACAUUGAUCCUGAAUUUGCUGAAGAUCCAAGAAUGGUGAAUGUUGAUCUCAUCACUCUUUCUUAUACUUUUUUUGAAGCAAAGGAGGGAUACAAGUUGCCGGUUCCAGGCUAUAAUUGAAGUCAGCAACUGAGUCCCGCUUCAAAUUUGUGAUUUUUGAAAAAUCAUGUAUUUAGUCUUCUCAGAAGAGAAAUAUGCUUCUAUUUUAAAUAUUAUGUACUGAUGGUUCUUUUCUUCUUCCCAACUAAUUUACCCUACUUAAAAUUGAGAGAACGGGAUUACCUUUUUAUCAUAAGGAAUCCACACGCCAAUUUAGAAUGUAUGACUGUUCAAAACCAUACUUAGUUUGUUAAAUAGUAUUAAAAGAAACUGCUUUGUUUCUUAAAUAUGUAAGCUUGGACUUGAUGGUUCAUCUUAAUUCCCCAGUCCCCUUCCAAAUUAUUAGCACUUCAUACUUGUAAUAAUGAAUUUUUUUUUUAAUGCCAGGGUUAUUUGUUUUAGGCUGUAGGUCAGAACUUCUGACCAUUUUCAUUGUUUCUCAAAUAUAGUUGGUUACUACUUUCUUUGUGAACAGUCACUAUUUUAAAAGCUCAAAACAAGAGGAAUCACUACACCCUAUACCAGCUUGCCCAAAGAUUACAUUCUGAUUUCAAAUUUGACUGUAGUUUUCCUUUCAGAUCUAGGACUAUUUUACAUUCAGAGUACUUUAUAAUUAUUUUGAAAUUUCAGUAUCAUGAAAUUGAAAUAAAAUGCAUAAGUAUA